Molecule: messenger RNA, 2056 nt
Organism: Acanthopagrus latus (yellowfin seabream)
Lineage: Eukaryota; Metazoa; Chordata; Actinopteri; Spariformes; Sparidae
Product: RNA-binding protein Musashi homolog 2
Exons: 15
Coding region: 163-1386 (407 amino acids)
Cellular component (GO): cytoplasm
Molecular function (GO): RNA binding
Source: RefSeq, a predicted model, not a curated record
GAGAGAGGGGAGGAGGGAGCAGGGGGCUGAGCUGAUCCCACGUGUGACGCUUUCAUUCCCGGCUCAGUAAUAUUCUCAUAGCGGGGCUUUGCAUAUCUCCUGCCCGUAUCUGUGUGUGUCUGUCACUGUGACUGUAGUCCCAGCCUAUAGUUUGAAAUAGAUAUGGAAGGAGACGGGAGUCAAGCCACAUCCGGAAGCCUAAAUGAUUCACAACAUGACCCGGGUAAAAUGUUUAUCGGUGGCCUCAGCUGGCAAACCUCACCAGACAGCCUUAGAGACUAUUUUAGUAAAUUCGGAGAAAUAAGAGAAUGUAUGGUGAUGAGAGACCCCACGACAAAACGCUCAAGAGGAUUUGGGUUUGUUACGUUUACAGAUGCUGCCAGUGUAGAUAAAGUCUUAGCUCAACAACACCAUGAAUUAGACUCAAAGACGAUUGAUCCUAAGGUUGCCUUUCCCCGUCGCGCCCAGCCUAAGAUGGUCACAAGAACAAAGAAAAUAUUUGUGGGUGGCUUGUCAGCCAAUACAGUAGUGGAAGAUGUGAAGCAGUAUUUUGAACAGUUUGGGAAGGUUGAUGAUGCCAUGCUUAUGUUUGAUAAGACGACUAACAGACAUAGAGGAUUUGGUUUCAUAACUUUUGAGAGUGAAGACAUCGUAGAGAAAGUCUGUGAAAUUCAUUUUCAUGAAAUCAAUAACAAAAUGGUAGAAUGUAAGAAGGCCCAGCCCAAGGAGGUGAUGUUCCCACCAGGUACACGAGGGCGAGCCAGGGGUCUGCCCUACACCAUGGAUGCCUUCAUGCUGGGGAUGGGCAUGCUGAGUUACCCUAAUAUUGUGGCAACAUAUGGCCGCGGAUACACUGGAUUCGCACCCAGCUACAGCUACCAGUUCCCUGGCUUCCCAGCGACAGCAUACGGACCGGUGGCGGCAGCGGCAGUAGCAGCAGCGCGUGGCUCAGGUAGGGGGGCCCGUGGAAGAGGCGGCUACUUGGCGUACCCACAGAGCACAGGGCCAGGCCUCCCCGAUUAUGGGUUUUACUCUGCGCCCAGUGACCAGAGGGGGGGGCCCUGCUCCUUUGCUGACUAUGGCUCCCUGGGGCCCCAAGCGGCUCAGAUGCUGCACAGUGAGCAUGCCACCUCCGCCUGCAACUCCCCCCUCCAGCACCUACACAGCCCGGAUCAAUUUAAGAACCCAGGCACCAACCCAUCGAGGCCCGGAGGUUUCCCCGGCGCUAACAGUCCAGGGCCGGUGGCCGACCUGUACGGACCUAGCAGCCAGGACUCGGCUGUGGGCAACUACAUCAGUGCUGCUAGCCCUCAGCCUGGCUCUGGGUUUGGCCCCAGCAUCACAGGCCCGUUGAUUGCGACAGCUUUUACAAAUGGAUACCAUUGAACAGGUGGCCGGUUGCCAUCUCAUCAGAGCAGAGUAUAUCUGGUGGCCCAGGAAAGACAGGACGAAGUUUCUAAUUGGCUUUGUGUGCAGGUGAUGCUAUCCAACUUCAAGCACUACAGCAUCACCCGGGCAAAAAGAACGAAAGUUUGGGGGAAAACCAUAUGAAGAAGAAAAGAAAACGUUAGUCAUCUCAGAAAAAUAACAACUGCUGUACUAUAAUCCAAACCUCCUAUAACUUUACAACCUGGUUUGGUAUGAUGUUUCACGUCAAUUUCAUUCACCUGUUUCCUUCCUCUUGUUUAGCUCUUUUUCUGUUUUCGAUGAGUUUUUUUUUUUUUAGGGGAAGUUAUUUUAGUUUUAAACCUUUUUAAUUUCGUGUCAUUUUAUUUUAAUCUUAUAGUAUCUUUGUGUAAAUGGAGUUUGUUUUUGUUUGUUUUUUGUUUGGAAGUACGGGAGGGGGGAGGGGUCAUAGCCAAGAAUAUCUGCAAGUCAUGUCUUCAUCUUCGUAGUGUCAAAAGGCGAAAUGAUUGGUGUGUUCCAGUCUUUCCUGCGAUUAAAAAAGAAAAGCUCAGUGUGGAGAGACUCCGAGGAAAAAAACAACAAAAAAAGAAACAUUUUAAGGACAAAUUUAAAGAGGGUAUCUAAGUAAUAAAUCUUAGUAGCUGUUUUA